Messenger RNA from Macadamia integrifolia, 6314 nucleotides. RefSeq names its product putative callose synthase 8. Lineage: Eukaryota; Viridiplantae; Streptophyta; Magnoliopsida; Proteales; Proteaceae. Gene Ontology annotation, cellular component: 1,3-beta-D-glucan synthase complex; plasma membrane. Bases 161 to 6124 code for a protein of 1987 amino acids. Gene Ontology annotation, molecular function: 1,3-beta-D-glucan synthase activity. Gene Ontology annotation, biological process: (1->3)-beta-D-glucan biosynthetic process. The transcript has 42 exons. The record is from RefSeq and is a predicted model, not a curated record.
CUCUAGAGAGAGAAACGAAAAGCAAAAGCAAAAGAUCACAUAAUCUUUCCAUUCACCAAAAAGCCAAAAAGACGGAAGCACGCAGAGAUUUAGAAAUGGAGAUUGGAAGUAUUUACGUCUUCUCAUUGUCAUCAGUAACAGACUUUUCGAGCUUUCAGCAAUGUCAGAGAUUGUGGUUGCAGAUUCCAGUUAUGGCGGCAGCAGCAGCAGCAACGCUUCAAGGCCAAUUACAAGGUCGAGAACAGUUGGUUACGUUCCAGAGCCCUUCGACAGUGAGAAAUUGCCUCAAUUUUUGAUUUCAGAAGUUCGUCCAUUACUUCGAGUCGCAAAUCAACUAGAAAAGGAGAACCCUCGUGUUGCACACCUCUGCCGCAUUCAGGCUUUUGUAAAAGCACAUACAAAAGAUCCGAAUUCGAGUGCCCGGGGUGUCCGGCAAUUCAAAACCGCUCUUCUUCAGAGACUUGAACAGGAUGAACAAGCCACUUUUCCUGUGUGGAAGGAAACAAGUAAUGCACGUGAAUUGGAAAGUGUUUACCAUAUGUACAAAGAGUACAUUCUUAAACAUGAGGGAGAGGAAAAUAGGGAGGAGCUACUAGAUGCACGUGCAACUGCUGCUGUUCUUUCUGAAGUAUUAAGGGCUAUUACAUCUGGAACUGGUCCUCUGGUUGAGGUCCUUGCUGAUGGUGAUGACAAUGAGGAAAAAUCCAAGUUUGAUGUUCCAUACAACAUCCUUCCACUUGAUCGUGGAGGUUCACAUCAAGCAAUUAUGCAAUUCCCUGAGAUUAAAGCUGCAGUUGCAGCUCUCCGCAAUAUUCGUGGUUUACCACUGGAGGGAAAUCAAACAGGGACUUCCUUUGAUUUACUUGAUUGGUUGCAGUGUUUGUUUAAAUUUCAGAAAGGCAAUGUAGACAACCAGCGAGAGCAUCUGAUUCUACUUCUUGCAAACAUCCAUGUUCGGCAGACUAAUAAGGGAGUAUCCAUGUCAAAGCUGGGGGAAAGAGCUGUGGAUGAACUGGUGGAGAAGUUGUUUGAGAAUUAUACAAGUUGGUGCAAAUUUUUGGGAAGAAAAAGCAACAUCAGGUUACCAUCAGUGAAGCAGGAGGUACAACAGUAUAAAAUUUUAUAUAUGGGGCUUUAUCUUCUUAUAUGGGGAGAGGCUUCAAAUGUGAGGUUUAUGCCGGAGUGUCUAUGUUACAUUUUUCACCAUAUGGCAUAUGAAUUACAUGGUGUAUUGUGUGGUCAUGUUACACCUACUGGUGAAAAGGUCAAGCCGGCAUAUGGGGAAGAAUCUGAGUCAUUUCUUAAAAAUGUUAUCACCCCUAUAUACAGGGUUAUAUAUGAGGAAGCCCAGAAAAACAAAAAUGGGGUGGCUGACCAUUCUAAAUGGAGAAACUAUGAUGAUCUGAAUGAGUAUUUCUGGUCUCUUGAAUGUUUCCAGCUAGGUUGGCCCAUGCGCCUUGACUGUGAUUUCUUCUAUGUUCAGUCCCCCAAUGAUACUCAAGUUAAGAAUUCUUGUUCUUCAUUCAUGGCAGCAGUGAAGAAAAGAAAGAAAGAGGAAAAAAAAGAUGAAGAGAUGAUGGCUAAUAUAGAGGAGAAUAGGAGACAAAAAUGGUUGGGGAAGACAAAUUUCGUUGAGAUUCGUUCAUUUUGGCACCUGUUUAGAAGCUUUGAUAGGAUGUGGACAUUUUUUAUUCUAGCUCUUCAGGUUAUGAUUAUAAUGGCAUGGCAUGGUAUGGAAUCAUUGUGGCAAUUUUUUGAUGCGACAGUGUUGGAAGACAUUCUUAGCAUAUUCAUUACUUCUGCUGUUCUAAAACUUGUACAAGCAAUUCUUGAGAUUGUCUUUACUUGGAAGGCAAGGCAUACGAUGGACUUCUUUCAAAGAUUAAGACAUCUGCUAAAGCUUUUAGUAGCAGUGGCAUGGACUAUCAUACUUCCAGUUUGUUAUGCUGCUUCUCAAAUAAAUUCUACUUGUAAUGGCAAACGAUAUGCUGAUUGGAUUGGAGAAUGGUGUAUCUCUUCCUAUAUGGUUGCAGUAGCAUUGUAUUUGGUGACGAAUGCAGUUGGGAUGGUGUUAUUUUUCGUUCCUGCAAUUACUAGAUACAUGGAGACCUCGAAUAGGAGGGUGUGCACUAUUUUAUCUUGGUGGGCACAGCCUCGACUAUAUGUUGGACGUGGCAUGCAGGAAAACUUACUUCCCCUUUUAACGUACACAAGUUUUUGGGUGCUUCUGUUAUUGACCAAAAUUAUGUUCAGCUACCAUUUUGAGAUAAAACCACUUGUGGAACCAACAAAGCAGAUCAUGAGUAUUAGUGUGAGCAAAUAUGAAUGGCACGAACUUUUCCCUAAAGUGAAAAGCAAUGCAGGUGCAAUCAUUGCUGUUUGGUCUCCCGUUAUACUUGUGUAUUUUAUGGAUACACAAAUUUGGUACUCUAUUUUCUGUACAAUCGUUGGUGGAGCUUUUGGCGUAUUACGCCAUCUUGGUGAGAUACGUACACUGGGAAUGCUGAGAAGUAGAUUCCAGCUAUUGCCUUCUGCUUUUAGCGUUCGCCUUGUCCCACCCUCAUCCAAAAAUGUACAGAAAAGGAGACUUAAAAAUUUCUUCUGGCCCAAAUUCCAUAAGGUGUCAGAAAAUGAGAAAAAUGGCUUUGCUAAAUUUGCCUUAGUAUGGAACAAAAUUAUCAGUAGUCUUCGUUCGGAAGACUUGAUAAGCAACAGAGAGACGGAUUUGAUGACUAUACCUUUAUCAUCAGAUUUAAGCUCUGGCCUGGUCCGUUGGCCUGUUUUUCUUCUAGCAACUGAGUUUUCAACAGCAUUGAGCAUGGCAAGAGAUUUUGUUGGAGAGGAUGAGAAUCUGUUCAAAAAGAUUAAAAAGAACAGCUACAUGUACUGUGCUGUGAAAGAGUGCUACGAGUUGCUCAAAAAUAUCCUUGACUUUCUUCUUGUUGGUGAUUUAGAGAAAAGGGUUGUUUCGAAGAUACAAAGUGAAGUACAAACAAGCAUCUGCAGAUCCAGUCUACUUCUGGACUUCAAGAUGAGUGAGCUACCAACUCUACAUGCUUCAUUUAUUGAACUAGUUGGUCUUCUGUUUGAGAACAAAGCAUGUCACAAAGAUAAAGUAGUGAAAGUACUGCAAGACAUUUUUGAAGUUGUAACCAAGGAUAUGAUGAUUCAUGGAUCCAGUGUAUUGGAAUUGCUCUCCAAAGUGGAAAAAGAUGAAAAGAGUUUCUUCAAGAAGGUUGAACCAGAGUUAUUUGUAUCAAGUCCCGGAAGUCCUGCCAUCCGGUUCCCGUUUCCAGAUGAUAAGCCUAUGAAGGAACAGACCAAACGUUUGUUUCUGAUGCUUACUGUCAAGGAGACAGCUUUGGAAAUCCCCAUGAACUUAGAGGCUAAGAGGCGUAUUUCUUUCUUUGCUACUUCUCUUUUUAUGGAUAUGCCUAUGGCUCCAAAAGUUCGCAAUAUGCUGUCAUUCAGUGUUAUGACUCCACACUACAUGGAAGAAGUUAAAUUUUCAAUGGAUGAGCUUUUUUCAAGCCAGGAAGCUGUUUCUAUCAUGUUCUAUAUGCAAAAGAUAUAUCCAGAUGAGUGGACAAACUUCCAGGAACGCGAAGGAUGCUUGGGAUGUGAAUUGGAUGAGUUAAUAAAAAUUAAGCCUGAAGAGCUUCGAAAUUGGGCUUCUUUUCGUGGGCAAACACUGAGUAGAACAGUUAGAGGAAUGAUGUACUAUAGGGAGGCCUUGAAACUGCAAGCUUUCCUUGACAUGGCUAAAGAUGAAGAAAUUUUUGAAGACUACAAUGCUAUUGAAAGGGGACAUGAUAAGAAAAAUAGUCCACGCUCAUUAUCAGCUCAACUAGAUGCAAUUGCAGAUAUGAAAUUCACACAUGUCAUCUCUUGUCAAAUGUUUGGAGCGCAAAAAUCUUCUGGAGAUCCUCAUGCACAAGAUAUUCUUGACCUGAUGAUAAGGUAUCCAUCUUUGCGGGUUGCUUAUGUUGAGGAGAAAGAAGAGAUUGGAAACAAGCAUCAAAAGAUUUAUUCCUCGAUAUUGGUUAAAGCAGUCAAUAAUUUGGACCAGGAAAUAUAUCGCGUUAAACUUCCUGGUCCGCCCAAUAUUGGUGAAGGGAAGCCGGAGAAUCAAAACCACGCUAUAAUAUUCACACGUGGUGAUGCUGUACAGACAAUCGAUAUGAACCAAGAUAACUCUAUGGAAGAAGCCCUUAAGAUAAGAAAUGUUCUGCAAGAAUUUCUUCGGAACCAUGGACUACGAUCUCCUACAAUCCUUGGUUUGAGGGAACAUAUAUUCACAGGAAGCGUUGCAUCUUUGGCUUGGUUCAUGUCAUACCAAGAGACUAGUUUUGUUACCAUCGGUCAAAGGGUUCUAGCCAAUCCCUUGAGAGUGCGAUUCCAUUAUGGCCAUCCGGAUUUAUUUGAUAGGGUAUUUCACUUAACAAGAGGUGGCAUAAGCAAAGCAUCAAAGACCAUUAACUUGACAGAGGACGUUUUUGCAGGGUUUAAUUCCACAUUACGACGGGGAUAUGUUACAUACCAUGAGUAUAUACAAAUUGGCAAGGGCAGGGAUGUAGGGCUAAACCAGAUCUCAAAGUUUGAAGCUAAAAUAACUAAUGGGAACAGCGAGCAAUCUCUAAGCCGUGACAUAUAUCGCCUUGGAUGUCGAUUUGACUUUUUCCGGAUGCUAUCCUGUUAUUUUACAACUGUGGGAUUUUAUUUCAAUAGCCUGCUAUCAAUAAUUGGGAUUUACGUGUUCCUCUAUGGGCAGCUAUACCUAAUUCUUAGUGGACUUGAAAGAGCAUUCCUUCUUGAGGCUAGAAUGCAAAACAUAGAUUCAUUGGAAACAGCUCUUGCAUCCCAAUCCUUCAUCCAGCUUGGACUCUUAACAGGUUUACCAAUGGUGAUGGAGAUUGGACUGGAGAGAGGAUUUUUUACAGCCUUCAAGGAUUUUAUUCUCAUGCAGUUGCAGUUGGCUUCUGUUUUUUUCACUUUCUCUUUCGGAACAAGAUCUCACUAUUAUGGUCGAACAAUUCUUCAUGGGGGUGCCAAGUACAGACCUACUGGCCGUAAAGUUGUGGUGUCCCAUGCGAGCUUCACUGAAAAUUAUAGGCUAUACUCACGUAGCCACUUUGUGAAAGGAUUUGAGCUGCUGCUCUUGUUAAUUGUUUACAAUUUGUUUAGGCGAUCUUAUAUGAGUGGCGUGACAUAUGUGCUAAUCACUUAUUUCAUUUGGUUCAUGGUGGCUACCUGGCUGUUUGCACCAUUUUUGUUUAAUCCUUCUGGAUUUAAUUGGGGGAAGAUCAUGGAAGACUGGAAGGACUGGAAUAACUGGAUUAAGAAUGAAGGCAAUAUAGGUGUGCAGCAGGAUAAGAGCUGGGAAUCUUGGUGGGAAGAUGAGCAGAAUCAUCUUCGACAUUCAGGGAUGAAUGCUAGGAUACAUGAAAUACUUCUUUCUCUGCGGUUUUUCCUUUACCAAUAUGGCUUGGUUUAUCACCUUGACAUAUCACAUGAUAACAAAAAUUUUCCAGUUUAUCUACUUUCCUGGCUUGUGAUUGCUGCAGUGUUCCUCUUAGUCAAGGGUCCUGGGAGGGGUGAGUUUGGAGUCGGUCCUAACUUUUGUCAUAUUUUGCACAAAGUGACUGCCUUCAAGACUCAAACCCGGGUGUUUGCCCUGGCAGCCCAAACCUUUUACCUGCAUGUAAUGGCAAUAAAUGUCGGGAGGCAACGGCUUGGUUCUAGUAUUCCAUUUCUGUUCAGGUUUCUUAAAGCAGUUCUCUUCUUGGGUGUGUUGGCUGUGAUAAUAACUCUUUGCCUUGUCUGUCAGCUGUCUGUGAUGGACUUAGUUGUGUGUUGUUUGGCUUUUAUCCCCACAGGAUGGGGUUUGCUGUUGAUUGCACAAGCUGUGAGGCCUCUGAUAGAGGAUUCUGGAUUAUGGAACUUGGUGCUGGUCCUUGCUCAAUCAUAUGACUAUGGAAUGGGUGCUGCCCUUUUUGCACCAGUAGCCAUUCUGGCAUGGCUCCCCAUCAUUUCAGCAUUCCAGACUCGUUUUCUGUUCAAUGAGGCAUAUAACAGGCGGCUACAAAUUCAUCCAAUCCUUCCAGGAAAGAAGAAGAAGAUGUAAUUUCUCUAUUUACUAACUGCUCUCAAUCUGUAAAGUAUUUGAUCCGUCAAAAAAAGGGAAAAGGAAAAUGUAUAUAUCAAUAUAUAUACUUAUAAGCUAUUCAUUAAUAUAUUGUAUAUGUUAGUAGUAGUACUAAACAAUGUGAAUCCCAUUAUUUUGUUCUUACUAUUAGCCAUGAAAAUCUUCUGAA